CUGCAAUGAUUUUUUAGUUAAUAGAAGCCUUUGAAAUCGACAGCAAGUAAAAAUAAGCAGGACAUACAGUGGCAAAUAUGGAACGUUGGAAUAAACGCGUUGCUGUAGUUACUGGCGCUAGUUCAGGCAUUGGUGCUGCCAUCGUCCGUCAUCUCGCCAACAAGGGGCUAAUUGUUGUUGGUCUGGCUCGGCGUGCGGAACGCAUUCAAGCGCUGAGAAAUGAAGUGGAGCCCAGUGCUCGCAAUCGCGUGCAUGCGCUGCGUUGCGAUAUGCGCAAUGAGGCAGAAAUCGUUGCUGCUUUCAAGGAAAUCGAAGCUAAACACGGACCAGUGGCGGUUUUGGUAAAUAACGCCGGUAUUGGCCGUGCUAGCUCUUUGUUGGACGAAGGCAAUUCGCAGGAUGCGCGAGAUAUAGUUGAAACCAAUAUAUUGGGCAUUGUUUAUGCCACACGUGAGGCCUUCCGUUCGAUGAAGGCGAAUGGUGGUACAGGCCAUGUUUUCUUAAUCAACAGCGUGGCUGGACAUAGAGUGCCAAGCGUCCUAAAUAUGCCGAUGAAUCUUUAUUCACCAUCCAAAUAUGCGGUAACGGCGAUGGCCGAAGUUUAUCGUCAAGAAUUUACGAAUAUGCAAACCCAAGUGAAAAUUACGAGUAUAAGCCCUGGCUUUGUGGACACUGAAAUCAUCACUCCAGCAAUGGCUGAAAAAAUAGCGGACAUGCCACGUUUGCAGGCCGAUGAUAUAGCCGAUGCCUUGAUUUACUGUCUGCAGACACCACCACAUGUGCAGAUUCAUGAGCUCACCAUAAAGCCUGUUGGAGAAAAGAUAUAAUGCGCCCAGUUAAAUAUUCCACAGUGGGAAGCGGAUUGAGGCAAAAAUACGCCUAUUAGUUGAAAUUAAAAUGUAAUGAUUUUAAAUUUGCUUUGCUGGCCAAUUAUAGCGAUAAGUAAUUUUAUAUUCAGAUAAAAAAAAAUAAUUAAUAAAUUU
Molecule: messenger RNA, 983 nt
Organism: Anastrepha ludens (Mexican fruit fly)
Lineage: Eukaryota; Metazoa; Arthropoda; Insecta; Diptera; Tephritidae
Product: farnesol dehydrogenase-like
Exons: 3
Coding region: 78-827 (249 amino acids)
Source: RefSeq, a predicted model, not a curated record